GUUCUCCCUCCCCCUCCUUGUUUGCAUUCUUUAUGACUUCCAGUCGUAUUUCCCUUCUUUCAAAUCCUUUUAAAUACUUCUCCUGAGCGUCUUCUAUCCCACUUCAAUUUCCAUCUUAUCUUGAUCUAGCGAUACCCACUUUGCAGCUCCGUCCUUCUAGCCCUUAAGCAUGGCUUCUCCUCAGCAAAUCCGUACCACCCUCACCGAUCUUUUGAAGAUCAACCACCCCAUCCUGCUGGCAGGAAUGAACGUGGCCGCUGGGCCCAAGUUGGCCGCAGCGGUCACCAACGCCGGUGGCCUGGGAGUCCUUGGAGGUAUCGGCUACACCCCCGACAUGCUUCGCGAACAGAUUGCCGAACUCAAGAGCUUCUUGAAGGACCAGAACGCACCCUUUGGUGUUGACCUGUUGCUUCCCCAGGUUGGCGGUAGUGCUCGGAAGACCAACUACGAUUACACCAAGGGCAAGCUCAACGAGCUGAUUGAUAUCAUCAUCGAGAGUGGCGCAAAGCUUUUCGUCUCGGCGGUCGGUGUGCCCCCCAAACAUGUCGUCGAGAAGCUGCACAGCGCAGGCAUCCUCUACAUGAACAUGAUCGGCCACCCUAAGCACGUGCAGAAGGCCCUGGAUGCCGGCGCCGAUAUCAUCUGCGCUCAAGGUGGUGAAGGAGGUGGUCACACCGGCAAUGUUCCCACGACCAUCCUCAUCCCCACGGUGGCCAAGCUGUGCCAGGGCCGGAAGAGCCCCUUGACUGGCAAGCCUGUGCAGGUGGUUGCUGCCGGUGGUCUGUACAACGGCAACUCCGUCGCUGCUGCGCUCAUGCUGGGUGCCUCGGGAGUCUGGAUUGGUACUCGCUUCAUCCUCUCCGAAGAGGCCGGCGCUCCCAAGGCUCACCAGGAGGCUGUUCGCACCGCUGGCUUUGAGGACAACGUUCGCACCAUCAUAUUCACGGGUCGCCCGCUCCGCGUCCGCAAUAACGAGUACAUCCAAAACUGGGAGGAGAACCGACGGGACGAGAUCAAGCAGCUGACCUCGAAGGGUAUCAUCCCCGUCGAGCACGACAUGGAGAAUCUCCCCGACGAUGUCGAUGACUCGGUGCUUGAGAACGCGCGCCCUUACCUCAUGGGUAAGGUUGCUGCCGUGGUCAACGAGAAAAAAUCCGCCAAGGCGAUCGUUGACGAGCUUGUGACGGAUGCCGCUGCUUUGUUGCAGAACGGCCACAGGAUGCUUGCGAAACUGUAGAUAUUAAUUUGCCUGAUACCUAUGUUGCAUAUGUUUUCAAAAAUUUUUGGCCUGUGCUAUUCUGCUUUUUUUGCUUCUCGACGAUGCUAUUAUACGCAUUAUAGCUGUUGGUUAUGACCCACUGAGUGAUUGAAUAUCCUUAGGUCUGUCUUAGAUAUAGCUUCAAUCGACUGGGUGACUAC
Aspergillus aculeatus ATCC 16872 is the source of this 1419-nucleotide messenger RNA. Its product is annotated as nitronate monooxygenase. Gene Ontology annotation, molecular function: nitronate monooxygenase activity. The coding region runs from base 170 to 1237 and encodes 355 amino acids. The transcript has 4 exons. The record is from RefSeq and is a predicted model, not a curated record. Lineage: Eukaryota; Fungi; Ascomycota; Eurotiomycetes; Eurotiales; Aspergillaceae.